This is a messenger RNA of Labrus mixtus (cuckoo wrasse), 3133 nucleotides long. It is a transcript of the gene stk38a, whose product is annotated as serine/threonine kinase 38a. Gene Ontology annotation, molecular function: protein serine/threonine kinase activity; ATP binding. Gene Ontology annotation, biological process: peptidyl-serine phosphorylation; intracellular signal transduction. Bases 66 to 1478 code for a protein of 470 amino acids. The record is from RefSeq and is a predicted model, not a curated record. Lineage: Eukaryota; Metazoa; Chordata; Actinopteri; Labriformes; Labridae. The transcript is spliced from 14 exons.
GCAACAUUCCGCAGAGCAGAGGAAGAGACGGCAGACAGACACCGCACCUUCGACCAAGGUAAAGCAUGGCAAUGACGGGCCAAAGCUCAUGCUCCUCCAUGAGUAACCACACCAAGGAGCGGGUCACCAUGGCCAAGGUGACCCUGGAGAACUUCUACAGUAACCUCAUCGCCCAGCACGAGGAGAGAGAGAUGAGACAGCAGAAGUUGGAGAAGGUGAUGGAUCAGGAGGGCCUGGCUGAUGAAGAGAAACGAAUGCGGCGUUCUCAACAUGCGAGGAAAGAGACAGAGUUCCUGCGUCUGAAACGUACUCGACUGGGUCUCGAGGACUUUGAGUCCCUCAAGGUGAUCGGCCGAGGAGCUUUCGGGGAGGUCCGCCUGGUGCAGAAGAAAGACACGGGUCAUGUGUACGCCAUGAAGAUCCUCCGCAAAGCCGACAUGCUGGAGAAAGAACAGGUGGGUCAUAUCCGUGCUGAGAGGGACAUCCUGGUGGAGGCAGACAGUCUGUGGGUGGUCAAAAUGUUCUACAGCUUCCAGGAUAAGAUGAACCUCUACCUCAUCAUGGAGUUCCUGCCUGGAGGAGACAUGAUGACCCUGCUGAUGAAGAAGGACACUCUGACAGAAGAAGCCACUCAGUUCUACAUCGCAGAGACGGUGCUGGCCAUCGACUCCAUCCACCAGCUGGGCUUCAUUCACAGAGACAUCAAACCAGACAACCUGCUGCUGGACUCCAGGGGUCAUGUGAAGCUGUCAGAUUUUGGUCUGUGCACGGGUCUGAAGAGAGCUCAUCGGACUGAGUUCUACAAGAACCUGAACCACAGCCUGCCCAGUGACCUCAGCAAGCAAACUUUCCAGAACAUGAACUCCAAGAGGAAAGCAGAGACCUGGAAGAGGAACAGGAGGCAGCUGGCUUUCUCCACAGUCGGGACCCCGGACUACAUCGCUCCAGAGGUCUUCAUGCAGAACGGAUACAACAAGCUCUGUGAUUGGUGGAGCCUGGGCGUCAUCAUGUAUGAGAUGCUGAUAGGUUACCCUCCGUUCUGCUCAGAGACACCUCAGGAGACGUACAGGAAGGUGAUGAACUGGCGAGAGACGCUGAUCUUCCCCCCAGAAGUGCCUAUUUCAGAGAAGGCCAAAGACCUCAUCCUCAGGUUCUGCUGCGAGGAGGAACACAGGAUCGGUGCCGCAGGAGUCGAGGAGAUCAAGUCCAACCCGUUCUUUGAGGGAGUGGACUACGAUCAUAUCAGAGAGAGACCAGCUGCCAUCCCCAUCGAGAUCAAAAGCAUCGACGACACCUCAAACUUUGACGAGUUCCCCGAUUCAGACAUCCUCACACCCACAGCUGCUCCGGUGUCCAACCAGACCGAGGCCGACCUGAAGAACAAGGAUUGGGUCUUCAUCAACUACACCUACAAACGCUUCGAGGGCCUCACGGCUCGAGGGGCGAUUCCGUCCUACAUGAAGUCCGGGAAGAGAUGAAGCCGGUCCCACAGGAUUUAAAACCGACAGCACCAUGACAUCUGAACGAGUCGUCCAAACCCCCCGAGAGGAGAACUCUGUCUGUUCUCCGAUACCUGAGCGUUACCUCAGAACGAAUAAUAACGGGGCUCACUUUCAUCUGCUGCUUUCCACCGUAGGAACUGCUGCCUUCACCUCUGCAGUCUUCUCUUUCUUCUGAUUCUUCCGAGGGUACCCUUUUUUAUUCUUCCUGCUCGUGUGCGAGAACUGAACUGGGAUUAAAGGAUUCUGUGGGACGCCUUCAUUCCUGAUACCAGCAUCAUUUACAUUCCCUCUCUGUAAACCAGCACCAGUCUGUUGGAUCUACCAAGGGCUCCUCCUCUCUUUCCACUCAUCACUCGUCGACUUAUCAGCUGAAAUGUUUCUUUUAUUUUUAGUCUCCACUUGAAGGUAACCAGGUGCUCUUCAGGGAUUCUGUCCAAAUGUUCCUCUUGGUUUCCUGCUGGAGCUCGCUGAGGCUUCUUCAGACGGCCGAACCAAAGACUGUGAGCUGAACUGUGUUUCUGCUUCAUCUCUGUCACGUCGCUUCUUAGAACUUUUAUAGGUCGAAUAUUUGCCAGAUCUGCUCGUUGAAUUGAUUAGAAGAGAAUGAUGCAUUUUGUCGAGUCUUGUUACAUUUUGGCAGUGACCCCCACCUUCCCCCCCCUCCUUAAUUUUCUGACACCUUUAGCACCUUAAAAAUGUUUGAUGCGACUCUCAGUCCAGUCAGGCCUACAGCUCAGUAAAUGUGUGUUUGGUUUGUGUGUUUUUAUUGAUUUAGAAAAGUCAAAGUGUGGCCGCAGAGUGACACCAGGAUCUACAAACUGAAGUCAAUAUUCCCCCACAAAUAUCUGCAGAGUUAAGAUGCACAGAUCUGAAACUAAAGUUGGAUCUCUGUCUGAUUUGUACUCAAAUAUCUGGACUUCUUAUCGGAGAACGUUGGGCUGAUUCUGCACAGAUCUUUCAUCGUUUGCAAACACUUAACCGUUUCUCAGUCUCCCUGCGAAACUUCAAAAGUCGUUUAAAAUGUGCUUUAUUACAAAAUUCUUAAACAUUGCUCCUCCCUAGUCUUCCAAACAGUCAGGCUGACUUGCUGAUUUCUGCAAGUGUGAUAGCCACUGUAGGACACCAAAAUUGCGCUGUCAUUAAAAAAUCUACGAAGACGUGAUGACAGCUGAUCUUAGCUACAGUCUGAAAAUGGUUUCCUUGUGUUUCUGAUCGGGCUGUCGGCUUCUCGGUUUGUCUUGAGUUGCAGCAGAAACAACAGAGAAGCUGAAGUCAGACCGAGAGGAGAAAACUGUCCCAAUAAGAGUCAUUAUCCACAGUCACAGGGAGACGUUCUCCACACAGACACGUCACCAUGAUAUUAUUUAAAACAUCAGUUACAUUGAGGAGUGUGUCGUAGAUCAGCAGCUUUGUGGGGAUAAAUAAUGUUUCAUCAGUUUGUCAAAGCUCUGCUCUGUCGUCAGGCCUUUGUUUCCCCUCCUCUGCUUCUUCACAGGACAUGAGAUUAGUUUGCUUGUUGAGUUAUUUUUUGUAUAUUUAAAUUUGAUGAUGAUGUCAGAAUGUUUGAUGUCAGCUGGAGGGUCACUCAGCAUUACUUUCUUCACCCUGAAUGUUUGUGUUGGUUUUUUUUU